Molecule: messenger RNA, 2377 nt
Organism: Penicillium brasilianum
Lineage: Eukaryota; Fungi; Ascomycota; Eurotiomycetes; Eurotiales; Aspergillaceae
Source: the annotation of a GenBank genome assembly
CUUGCAGAGAGGCUGGUGCGCCUUCUCAAGAUUGGAGAACAUUGCAGAAAGAAUGAGCGAUGCAAAAACCCGAUUGCCUGACUAAGUUGAGAUGUUCAAGCACGCAUCGGGCCCCGACUUUGACACAGCCAAAACGAAGUGAUCCUACUCCCCCGAUAUUUCAAGCAGGUACAAAACAUAUUCUGCUGACCCCGGUGAGUAUCUAGAUUAUCUGGAUCCAGAGCCUGCGUAUCAAUGAUGCUCAGGCGCAACGUAAAGGCGAGAAACAUACAAUACACUUCCACUGUUAUCAGUGGAAGAUCACGUGCCAAGCCUUUUCGGGGAGUGUUAUGUUUGGCACAUUUGCAGAAUUCUGAGUCACAUGACUAAUCUUGUCGCAUUUUCGACCGCCACAAGGAAAGCUCCCGUUAUCGCGUCAACUUCAACUGCCUGGUUCUGAACUGCUGUCUGAUCAGACCUCGCGCAGACCAAACUUCAUUCCGAACAUCUUCAACAUUGAAACUCUCCCUACUGAAUAUCCGAGCUUUUACGACCAAGUGAUCCGAAAAGCGCUUUGAUCCUGGUGGCGCAAGAAGACGGGCUCUCUCCAGACUUCAAAUUCCGCUACUGAAUCCUCUCGCCACUCUCAAGCCCCCUUCAAUAUGCUUCCGACGAUCACACAAGACUCGCAGCUGGCGACCGCCAUUGCCAAUGUCGUUCGACCGAAACUGGUAGAAAUCGGCUGGAGCACCGAUGACGGACAGGAGUCGGCUCUCAUCGAAUACAUCGUUCUGAUGCUUGUCAACGGCAGGACUCAGGAACAACUGGCAACAGAGCUGUCGAACGACUUCCUCGGACUGGAGGAGGGUGACACACAGGCCCUUGAGUUUUCAAAUUGGCUCUUCGGUCAAGUUGAGACUCUUGAUCAACAAAUCAACGGCGUACCCGCGGCGAACAACCCUGCUUCCGAGCACGUACUAUCCGCCAACGCUCAAGACUUUACCCCUCAAGGAAAUGGAAUGGACUCAGAGAUGGGUGAUGUGGGUGAUUCUAUCCCUACUGGUCCCAAGGCUAUGCGCAACGGCCGACAGGCUGGUCGCGGACGAAUGCUGAACCAGAUCAACCGUAAUUUGGACCGGCCAGGUGACGGUGCACUCCACCGCGUUCGUGGACACCAAGGAAAUGCGCGAGUUGGAGGACACGGUCAGAAUCAAAUGAAGGGCAACCGAGGUGGCCGUGGUGGUCGACACAUGGGUGGCAUGGGAAUGCAGGGCAAUAUGGGUGGUGGCAUGAUGCAGAUGAGCCCCGAAAAUCAGAUGCAAAUCAUGUCCAUGCUAGAAGAGCAGGCACGCAUGAUGUCUCAACUUAUGCCUGGUUUUGUUCCUCCCGCCGUCAACCCCGCCUUCCAGAAUGGUGGUCAACAAGGCCGCUCACUUUUCGACCGUGUCGAGCCGCAAGGCCGGCGCGGUGGACGCUUCCAAGGACGCGGAGGACACCAGCAACGAAACAAGGGCGCAGAUAAUGCCGACGUCGACAUGGAUACUGGGAUGGACGGCGAGCAGGAUGAGAGCAACCCCAACAACAUCUGCCGGUUCAACCUCCGCUGCACUCGCAAAGACUGCCCCUUCGCUCACCAAUCCCCCGUUGCUCCCGAGGGUACAUCCAUUGAUGUAUCAGAUGUCUGCUCAUACGGCGCCGCUUGCAAGAACCGCAAAUGCACCGGUCGCCACCCCUCUCCAGCCGUCAAGUCCGCUCACCAAGCCGAAGAGAUGUGCAGAUUCUUCCCCAACUGCACUAACCCACACUGCCACUUUAAGCACCCCGACAUGCCGCUGUGCCGCAAUGGUGCCGACUGCAAGACUGAAGGCUGCAAGUUCACACAUGUCCAGAUUGCUUGCAAGUUCAACCCCUGCAUGAACCCUCGCUGUACAUAUAAGCAUGCUGAGGGCCAACGCGGUAACUUCGGCGACAAGGUUUGGACAGCAGGCGGAUCGACUAGCGAACGAAAAUUUGUCGAAGAUGAGAAUGCACCAGAGGAAUUGGUCAAGCCCGAGACGGGCGAUGCCUCGCAAAGCCAAGAGCUUACCGCGUGACUACGCCUUAACUGACGGGUGUCGAAAAUAAAAUGAAUUGGACGGGCGCAAGAAAGAGUUUGUUCCGUACCGGAGCACCGUUGUACACAAUCUGACCUGUGAUAAUGAAUGGUGAUUAGGGAGGGCGUUCAUGAUGAUUUGCUUGAUGGACCGAGACGAUGGGGUCCUUUUGCCUGUAAAUAGAUAUUCCCCGAUACUCAUGAAAGAAAGCGAACGCACAAUCAAUUCUGCGUCGCGCGGUAUUUUCAGAAAUUUCUCAAUUAUCUCGAUUCUCUUGUUUAGUCGUAUGACUUUGUAAACCAUCC